GUCUUCCUAGAUGCACACUCCAGCUCCGCCAUAGCCGAAAGCUUCGCAUCUAACCUUAGCAACGUUUUUUCUCUGAAGUUCUCUCAAAGGUGAAAGAAAAUGGGAAGCAGAUUGGGAAGAAGAGUCGUGAGCUUUGCCAAUUUACCCAUAAAACUCCUCAUGCCCUCAUCAUUUUCCAAUAUUACCGAGAUUGCCCUCAAAACCAUCCCCUCCGCUUCGAAGAUAGAGAUUAAGAGGGUUCUGGAGUCGCUGUACGGAUUCGAGGUGGAGAGGGUCCACACUCUCAACAUGGAGGGGAAGAAGAAGAAGCGUGGCGGGCUGUUGCUCGCGAGGCCGGAUUACAAGAAAGCUUACGUGACGCUGAGAAACCCUCUUUCACUAAACCCUGAUCUUUUUCCCAUUAGGGUAAUCGAGGAGGAGAAGAAGAACAUGAGCAAGCAGGCGAAAUCGAGCAUCGUGGAGGACCCGGAGACCGUGAAGAGCUCCCACUGGCUCGACGAGAAAAGGGACGGCGGCAGGUUUAAGUCCGGCGAGCGGCGUAGCUUUGGUGGGCGGACGAGGGGUCGAGGGGAGAAGGUUGAGUCCAAACCGGUUGCCAAGUUUCCGUGGAGCAGCAUGACCUCUAUUGGGAGGUAACGAUUGUUGUUGUUCCAAUUGAUUUUUUUUUUUUUAAAUAUAUGGAGGACGUUAGAGAUGCCGAUUACGUGUUCGAUGCAAUGUCGCAGUGAGUUUUAGUGGUCUGGAUAUGUGGAGUUACUUUGGUCUGUUCCUGUUGGAUUUUUGAUGAUUGAACUGUGUUAUGAGAUUGAGUGGAUGGUACUGUGCCGGAUAAUGUUCCCUUUGUUCUGUUGGAAUGCAAGUAUCAAUGGCUGGCUA
This is a messenger RNA of Striga asiatica, 876 nucleotides long. NCBI's taxonomy places the organism in Eukaryota, Viridiplantae, Streptophyta, Magnoliopsida, Lamiales, Orobanchaceae. The record is from the annotation of a GenBank genome assembly.